Molecule: messenger RNA, 2254 nt
Organism: Stomoxys calcitrans (stable fly)
Lineage: Eukaryota; Metazoa; Arthropoda; Insecta; Diptera; Muscidae
Product: synaptic vesicle glycoprotein 2A
Exons: 7
Coding region: 259-1950 (563 amino acids)
Biological process (GO): transmembrane transport
Molecular function (GO): transmembrane transporter activity
Source: RefSeq, a predicted model, not a curated record
UGUGAGGAUUCAAGAAGUUUAGCAUCGUCGUAUCGCACUUGUUGGCGCAAGGCAAUUGUAAACCUUUUUACAAGUGACAUAAAAGUGACGGUUUUUAACACAAGAGUUAAUUGGACAAAAAAAGAAAAAAAUUUGUGUAAACAAAAAUUGGAAGAAACUAGACAAAUUUAUUAUUCAUAUUGAAGAGAAUAUACCAAUUUGAAUAUUUUAUUAAAAAAAAAAACAAUUAUUAAAUUGAAACUUGAAAAAAAAAACAAAAUGUGCGAAUUUAAGGACAAGCCGGAAUGCGUGGGUGGUGCCGAAAAAUCCAAACUUAAUGUGGCAACUAUCGAGGGAGGCAAUAAUGGCACUUUCGCCCCCAAGGAAUUAAACAAAGGCACAGAAUAUUAUGAAUCGGCACUGGGAGUAACAACAUUUGGCAAAUUUAAUUAUUUACUAAUAUUGAUAUGCGGUUUGAUUCUAGCCAAUGUUCUUUUGGAAACAUUGGGCAUCAGUUUUGUGUUACCUGUGUCACAGUGCGAUUUGAAUUUAACGGUGCAGGAGCGUGGCAUUAUGAGUGCCAUUGGUUUUGCUGGCAUUAUUAGCAGUUCACAUUUGUGGGGAUUUUUGGCCGAUACCACGGGGAGAAGGAAUAUCAUAAGACCAACAUUGUUGAUUGGUUUCUUUAUAACAGUGUUGUCGAGUUUCUCGACAAACUUUUGGACGUUGGUGAUAUUGCGGUACUUGAAUGGAUUUUGCAUUUCUGGAGGUUCUGCCACAGUCUAUGCCUAUUUGGGUGAAUUCCAUACACAGAAGAAUCGUUCCAGAGCCAUCAUGGGAUCAGCUUUCAUAUUCGGUGUGGGAGCCAUGUUAAUGCCGGCCAUUGCAUGGCUUUUCAUUAAUCAAGAAUGGCGUUUGGCAUUGCCCUUCUUGGGUUUGACCUACAAGCCAUGGAGGCUGUUUAUGGUGGUAUGUGGCGUUCCUGGAUUAUUGUGUGGCCUAAGUCUAUUUAAAAUUCCCGAAAGUCCCAAGUUUUUAUUGAGUCAAGGACAGGAGGAGAAGUGUUUGGAUAUUUUGAAAAAUAUUUACCACAUAAAUACAGGAAAGCCAAAGGAAGAAUUCCCAAUUUCCCAUGUCACCGAAGACUUGGAUACCAGCAAUAGACCUCGCACCCACGAGACCAAUGCCAAUUCGAAUGCCCUGGUGGUACUUUUGCGUUCCAUGUGGACUCAGACUCAGCCUUUGUUCAAUCGAGAAUAUGCCCGCACCACAAUUUUGAUUUGUACCAUACAAUUUUUCAUUUUCUGCACCUCGAAUGGCAUGUACAUGUGGUUCCCUUCGAUAUUGAAUAGUGUGGCAGAGUUUAUGAGUGAAUAUCCCAACAAUAGCACCUUCAUCUGUGAUGUGGUCUAUGCCAAGCAGAAAGCUACUCUGGCUAUUGAAUUGGACGAAAGCAUAGAGCAGGUGUGCACAGAAAAAUUGGAGAUAUCCACCUACCAACAUUCCUUGAUUCUGGAAGUUUUGUAUGCGGUGGGCUUUGCCCUAAUCGGCGGCAUUAUCAAUAGUGUGGGCAAACGUUUAAUACUUUUCAUUUGUCUGGCCGCUUGUGGUGUUUGUGGUGUGGUUGCCAUUUUCGUCAGUCAACCCAUGGUGGCCAUUUAUUUGUAUGUCAUUCUACUACUUUGUGGCUUGGGCAUUAAUGUUCUUAGUGCUGCUACGGUGGAAUUGUAUCCUACGAGAUUAAGGGCCAUGGCUGUGUGCAUUUCCCUAAUGAUGGGCCGCUUGGGCAGUGUAGUGGGUGCCAAUGUUGUUGGCGCUCUUAUUACCAAUCAUUGUGAAACAGCCUUCAUCACUUCGGGCGUGUCUUUGGUGAUUGCGGGAUUUAUGGGUUUCUUGAUUGUUGGCAAUAAGAACAAAGGACAAAUUUCACCCGAGAGACGUGUCAGCUUAAUCUCAAUGACGGGGAACUAACUGUACUACAUAGGAUUAUUGUAUUUUUAAGUCUAUUAUUUUUUUUAUUCUAAAUUCAUAUUGGAUAUUAUUAUAUUUAUUAUAUGAUUGAACAUUAUUGGUUUUAGCUUUAGCGUAGUUGUAAUUUUUUGUAGUCAAUAGCAGUAGGAUUUUUCAUAAAGUCUGAUUUUCCCAAAAAACACAAAAACAAAAGGAAACCAAAAAUACCUGAUCACAUUCAGUAAUGUAUAAGUCUGCAUUUAAAUUAUAUAUAGAAAAUACGAGUAGUUUAUAAAUAAAAUUGUUGUAAAACAUAGAACAUUUA